AUGGCCGGAGGAGACGGAGAAGGAGCAACACAAUUUCAUGACUAUGAGGGCGGCGGUAUUGGCGAAGGAGAAGGCAACAAGGAUGUUAGUGACAAAAUUGAAAAUGAAGAUCAGGUGGAAGACACUUUCAAGGAAGGACAGGAGAAGGAAGAACAACAAGACCAGGGGAACAUUAAAGCAGAAGACAACGCUAUAGAAAUGUCGGAGGACUUUGACGGUCAGAUGCACGACGGGGAUCAAAAAGAGACCGGUGAAGAUGAGGAGUCUGAGAAAGAGGAGGAGGAGGAGGAGCUGGACAAAAAGAUGGGAGACUUGGGAGACGGACAGACGGACACUCUGGAUGAGAGGCUGUGGGGAGACGACCAGAGCGACGGAGAGGAGGGCAGUGACAAGGAGGAAGAGUAUGGAGAGGGCAUGGACCAGGGAGAUUCUGAGCUUGUGGCCAAAGAUGACAACUUGGACGCCGCUGAGCCCAACAAGGACAAAAAGAAUCAGAAUCGGGAGGAACCUGGGGAAGAGGAAGAAAAGGAGGAGAUCCACGAGCAAGGGGACCAGCGGGAGUUCGAUGAGAAUGAGGUGGACCCGUACCACGGACAACAGAACAAACAAGUCGAACCUGAAGCCAUGGAUCUACCUGAAGAUCUGAAUCUGGACCAAGAGGACGAGGGCGGAGAGAACAACGAAGGGGACGAGGAAAACCCAUUAGAAAUUGAAGACAAAAAACCUGGGGUGGAUGAGGACGGUGAGAGUCGGGACGAGGAGAACAGCGGAGCCGAGAACUUGGAGGAGAUUCCUGAAGAACAACCCGAGCCGGGAGCAGAGGAGGGACCACAGGGAGAGCAGAGCGAAGGGCCUGAGGAGGAGGAGGGGAAGCAGGAAGAGAAGGGAGACGACCAGGAGUCUGCGGAGAAGAGAGACAGAGAAGAGAAAGAGGAGACCGACCCGGCGAAGGAGGAAGACUCUGCUGCUCCGAACCUCCAAGGAGAGAAGGCAAAAGAUCAGGGGGAGCAGGACCAGGGGGAGCAGGACCAGGAGGAGGAGGAGCAGCUGGAGUCUGCUGAGAGAAGGGAGCACCAGGCCGAUGGGCAGACCGGGGAGCAGAACGUCCAGAGUGAGACGGCGGUGGAGCUGGGAGGAGAGGCGUCUGAGAGGGAGCAGGCCAAGGAGGAACACGGCAGUGGAGCCGCGGACGCCAACCAGGCUGAGGGUCAUCAGUCCCAGCUCGUGGCACAGAUGGCCUCACAGCGUCACACAGAGAAGCAGACACAGAGCUACAAGAGGAAGCCGGGUCAGGCCGACAACGAGCGCAGCACUGGAGACUACAACGAGAGGAUCAACAAGCGUCUGAAAACCAUAAACCGGUCGUCAGAGCAGAGAGACGCUGGAGCCGAGGGAGAGAAGCAGGAGCAGCAGGAGUCUGACCUGUACGAACACAUGAAGCAGGGAGAGAGCUCCUACGACACGCAGACGUACGAUGUGGCGAGUGCGGAGCAGCAGAAAGCAGCAGGUCCACAAAUGGAGCAAGAAAAGAAUGAUGAGGUUUCCAUGGAGAUGGAGGAGGAGGAUCUUCAGAGCGCUGAAGUCCCAACUCUGAACCCAGACAAGCAAGACGCUAACAACAAACAACAACUACUACAACAAGGAGACCACAGUGAAGACAUGGAGGUCCAGCAGCUCGGAGACGAACAGGAGGAGCAGGACAACUGGAAGGACAGGUCUUUAUUCAACAGAGAUGAGUCUAAAGAGAAGAUGACAGAGUCCACCAUCCACACUGUGCCUGAGUUACUGCUGCAGUCUGCUGAGAGAGAUGACAGAGAUCCAGAGCAGAUGAGGAGAGAGAUGGAGCAGCUGCUGGAUGUCUGCCACAAGCUUCCUCCAGGAAGUCCUGAGGAGGAGGGGGCAGCAGCGUGCCUGUGGCAGCAGUACCAGAGUGUGACCUCAGGUCUGUCUCAGCAGCUCUGUGAGCAGCUACGCCUCAUUCUGGAGCCCACACAAGCGGCGAAACUCAGGGGGGACUACCGCACCGGGAAGCGCCUCAACAUGAGAAAGGUCAUCCCGUACAUCGCCAGCCAGUUCCGCAAAGACAAGAUCUGGCUGCGCAGGACCAAGCCCAGUAAACGAGAGUACCAGAUCUGUCUGGCCCUGGACGACUCCUCCAGCAUGGUGGACAAUCACUCCAAACAGAUGGCCUUCGAGUCCCUGUCCGUCAUCAUCAACGCCCUCACGCUGCUGGAGGUGGGACAAGUGUCUGUCUGCAGCUUCGGUGAAGAGGUGCAGCUGCUUCAUCCGUUCCAGCAACAGUUCAGUGAUGAAUCCGGGGCUCGCGUCCUCAGACUUUGUCAGUUCCAACAGAAAAAGACCAGGAUUGCUCAGUUUUUGGAGACAGUGACCAAAGUGUUCCUGACCUCCAGACCACACUCUUCAGCAUCCACCAAGUCGGACACGGCGCAGCUGCUGCUGGUGGUUUCUGACGGCCGCGGUCUGUUCCUGGAGGGAAAGGAGAGAGUCUCAGCCGCAGUGAGAGCAGCUCGCAGCGCAAACAUCUUCAUCAUCUUUGUGGUUCUGGACAAUCCCAACUCCAGGGACUCCAUCCUGGACAUCAAAGUUCCCAUCUUCGGCGGCGUAGGCGAGAUGCCAGAGAUCCGCUCGUACAUGGAUGAGUUCCCGUUCCCGUUCUACGUGGUUCUCCGAGACGUGAACGUUCUGCCGGAGACUCUGAGCGACGCCCUGAGGCAGUGGUUCGAGCUGGUCACGGCGGCUCAGCAGUGA
Knipowitschia caucasica is the source of this 2769-nucleotide messenger RNA. NCBI's taxonomy places the organism in Eukaryota, Metazoa, Chordata, Actinopteri, Gobiiformes, Gobiidae. The record is from the annotation of a GenBank genome assembly.